Heterostelium album PN500 is the source of this 2070-nucleotide messenger RNA. RefSeq lists its product as uncharacterized. The coding region runs from base 1 to 2070 and encodes 689 amino acids. Gene Ontology annotation, molecular function: zinc ion binding; protein binding. NCBI's taxonomy places the organism in Eukaryota, Evosea, Eumycetozoa, Acytosteliales, Acytosteliaceae. The transcript has 2 exons. The record is from RefSeq and is a predicted model, not a curated record.
AUGAAAAAUAAUUUGAAUUUUGAAAAAGUGAUGGAUCCGAAUCAUAUCACUGAUCACAAAACUAAUAGUAAAAGUAGUAGUAGUAGUAGUGGUAACUGUGGGAAUAAUAAUGAUAGCAGCAGUGGUGGUAGUCAUAAACGAAGUAAAAGUCAGCAACAACAACACACAACCAAUCAUCAAACACAAUGUGUUCACCAUAAAAAAAAAUUUAAAUUCAUAUGUCUGAAUUGUAAUGAAGUACUUUGUUCGAGUUGUAUCAUUGAACCACCGCAUCGCGGUCACACCUUUGACGAUACCAAUAGCAUUGCCAGUAUGAACAGUGGCAACCACUACUCACAACGACUCUCACAUCUGUGGCUGCGAAUGAAGCAGUUGGGCGACGACUACGAAACUUUUAUGGCUACCGAACAGAAGGUCAGUGAGUUCUACAGGAUACUUCACGAGUUUCUCAGAGUCGAAGAACAAAAGACAAAGAAACCCAUCAAACAACAACGCGAAAUCACAGAGAAAACAAUAGAGUCUAUCUUGAACGAAAUCAAGUCGAUUAAUGACAUCAUCUUGGAACUCCAAUUGUUAUGUAAUCAGAAUUCAACAACUUCAGAUUCUGAAGGAUCUGAAGAUAAUAAUAAUAAUAACAAUAAUAAUAGAAAUAAGAAACAAAAAGUUAAUCAUAAUAAUUCUACCAAACAAGAUAAAGAUAUUAAUAUAAAGAAGAAGGAGGAUGAAGAAGAAGUAGAAGAAGUAGUACAAACAAGACAAGAACAAAAUGAACAAGAAGAACAACAACAACAACAAAAUAUAUUUAAAGAUGAAAAUAAUAAUAAUAGUAAUAAUGAUGAUAAUGAAAGUAAUAAUAAUAAUAAUAAUAAUAAUAAUAGUAUAGAUAUAGAUAUAGAUAAUAAUAGUUUAAGUUUAUUACAUAAUCAAACAUCACCGUCAACCAAUUUCACUCAUAAUGAUGUCAAUGUAAUUAGUAUUAGUACGAUUAUAAAAUCAGUGAAAUCAACUGAUAGUUAUGAAAAUUUUAUUAGUGACAAUCAGUUGAUAUUUGGAAAUAGUAUGACAAAGUAUAAUAAGCAAGCACUGCUCUCAAAGAUUCAACAGUACUCCAUUGCCUACAAGAAUGUAGACUACAAGAGUCCGCUAAACUAUGAGGUGGUUUUCGAUAACGAUAAAUUGUUGCUGCUCAAAGAGCAGAUUCAAUCGGUUUCAGAGUUGGUCGAUAAGAACUCGAUAUCACGCUCACUCAAGAUCUUCUCGAUUGGCAAGGAAGGCAGCUUUGUUUUCGACCCGUCGUGCACCGCCUGGAGCAAGCUGGAGAGCGACACUGUAGAGCGCAAAGUAACUCUAAACUCUGUGGUAUCGGUCGGUGAGUACGUCUAUAUUUUUGGAGGAAAGGAUGGUGACCGCUCACCUGUUUACUCGCGCUACUCGCUCAACGCCAACAAGUGGACGUCGACAGAGAUAACCCGCGUCAAAGGUCAGUCGCUGCUAUUCUCUGUGUGCUCCGAUGGCAACAACUCGAUCUAUCUGGUGGGAUGCAGUCUCGACUCGUUCGAUAGUCCUUCUUUUGUCUACAGAUUCGACAUUCACUCUACGAAAUUCACUAAACUCGCCGAUAUAAAGAGGACCGCUCACGCAUCAAUGACAUUCUUUCACAAAAACCAUAUCUACAUAUUCAAUGGACUCAAUCAACAGAAAUCGAUUAUGACCUACGAUGUCCAGCAGGCUACAGGCGAAACGAAACUGUUCAUUCCCGACGUCGGAUUUGGAAGUCCAACUGUUUCCUGUUGCUACGACGAGCUCGAUCACGUUUACAUUCUCGAGAGAAACUACAAGUUCUACCGAGUGUCACUAUCGACCAAGGAAACCACCGAACUCAAAUCACUGGCAUUCAAAGUGAACAGACAGGUAUCGAUGAUGAUCAUAGACUCCAUUCUCUAUCUGAUCGGUGGAAACAUGAGUGGAAACUACAAAUACGGUUUAGAAUCAAACGAAUGGGAAUUAUUGAACGAUGACGACAAAGUCGAUAGGUUUUGGUAUGGUGCAUGUAUAGUUAAAUUAAAAUGA